ACAAAGAGCCAAAUCAUUCACACCAGAACUUUAGUCAGGAUGGUACUUCGCAUGCUUAGUCUAAUUAGCAUCAUAGCAUUCGAAUUGUGUGUGGCGGAAGAACUCACGCUUCCUGUAAACACAUGCCAUCAAGAUGCAGCGGAUUAUUCUACCUGUUUAAAAGACGCAACACAGGAGGCAUGGCCACGAAUUGCUCAAGGACUUCCGGAAUUAAACUUUCCAUCGAUGGAUCCAAUGUUUUACGAGAAUCAUCACGCUAUUUAUGAUGCCGGCGAAAUACGUGCAGAUAUCGAGGUGACUAAUAUUACUAUGAUUGGUCUUAAAGACAUACGUUUCACGGCCGUGAAAGCACAUUUUUUAGACAAGGAUGUCUUUCGCUUGGAAGUUGACUUCUUGAUGCCAAAGGCAUUCAGUUGGGGCACUAUUAAAACGAUCGGAUCUGUGGGACCGUUUAGAUUAAAUAGCACAGGACACUACAACGUAACUAUGACAGGCAUUAAAUCGAAAUGGAUUAUAACGGGUCAUGUAAAAGAUGACAAAUGGAUCGUAGAACAGUAUCGGGCAAUUCCGACAAUUACAACUUUGAAGAUGAACACGUCUGGUAUAGUGGAUAGCGAAGAAAUCGAAAAACUCAUCGAUGACUUUGUGAACGAAUACUGGCCAAUACUGUAUCGUGCAAUGGCAUCAACGAUCAUCGAUACGUGGGAGCCCUGGUGUAUCGAUAAGGCCAAUAGGUUAUUCUCAAAGGUUUCUUUCUCAAAAGUAUUUCCAAAGUAAACUUCAAACAUUUAUUAAGCGCACAACAAUAGCAGACUUUACGGGAUCGUUAAGAAUGCAUGCAACUUUGUAAAUAUUGUGUGCAGUACGAAGAGACACUUGCAUAAAGCUAAAAAGAGAGUGAAACUUUUUGUGUAUAAGUAUUCUGUAUCAAGAACAUUUGUGAAGUGUACGAAACAAUUACCACUUCACACAGAAGGAUCAAGCCUUUAUAUUGCUUACUGCUUAUUACUUCAAAUUCAACGUACUAGCAAAAAUUCGAGGAUAUUUGUAAUUUUGGUGAAGUACUAGCAGUGCUUAAUAUUAAUCAUUAUUUAUCUGCAAUUAAUACUCAUAUUUUAGUAAUAACAAGUUUGAAAAUAGUAAAAAUAACAAUAAAAUAAUUGGGAGUUAGUUACAUCACGACAGUAUGCGACAUGCACUAUUGAUGUAAAAUAAGAAUGAGAAAUAAAAGAUAGAAAAAAUCAAUGUA
This is a messenger RNA of Ooceraea biroi (clonal raider ant), 1249 nucleotides long. RefSeq lists its product as uncharacterized. Gene Ontology annotation, biological process: multicellular organismal reproductive process. The record is from RefSeq and is a predicted model, not a curated record. Lineage: Eukaryota; Metazoa; Arthropoda; Insecta; Hymenoptera; Formicidae.